Molecule: messenger RNA, 274 nt
Organism: Talaromyces proteolyticus
Lineage: Eukaryota; Fungi; Ascomycota; Eurotiomycetes; Eurotiales; Trichocomaceae
Exons: 2
Coding region: 27-266 (79 amino acids)
Source: RefSeq, a predicted model, not a curated record
GGAAGAAUGGGAGAAAAAUAAGAGCGAUGGCAUGGAAGGUUUAUACCCUUUUAUUAUGUCUGUUCGUAAUUAUCCUAGUCAUAAUCGUAUUACGACGACUUUACUUUCAUCCUCUGUCACGUUUUCCUGGACCUAAGUUAGCUUCUAUCACAAGUUUCGUGCUGUUUUAUGUUCUAUGGACAGGGCGAGAAAAAGUCCUGGUAUCGCAAUCUGCAUCAGAUUUACGGGUCAGUCGUAAGGUGCGGGCCGAAUCACCUUUCUUUUAAUGAUCCGG